This is a messenger RNA of Globicephala melas (long-finned pilot whale), 1967 nucleotides long. RefSeq names its product transformer 2 alpha homolog (gene TRA2A). Gene Ontology annotation, biological process: positive regulation of mRNA splicing, via spliceosome. Gene Ontology annotation, molecular function: RNA binding. Gene Ontology annotation, cellular component: spliceosomal complex. Lineage: Eukaryota; Metazoa; Chordata; Mammalia; Artiodactyla; Delphinidae. The record is from RefSeq and is a predicted model, not a curated record.
GCGGCAUCGGCGCCAUUUUGCCGGAGCCUGUGACCGAGUGGGAGUGGAGUGGAGCGGCUGUUGUUGCCGACUCUUUCCUCCUCCCCACGGUCCAGUCAGCUGGUUGAUUAGGCCAUCGGCCCUCAAGCCGAGACCUGUCUCUUAUUUAGUUCUGGGGAGUGCCUGGCCGACAUGAGUGAUGUAGAGGAGAACAACUUCGAGGGCAGAGAGUCUCGCUCUCAGUCAAAAUCUCCAACGGGAACUCCUGCUCGUGUAAAAUCGGAGAGCAGGUCAGGAUCUCGUAGUCCAUCAAGAGUUUCCAAACACUCUGAAUCCCAUUCUCGAUCAAGAUCAAAAUCCAGGUCGAGGUCAAGGAGGCAUUCUCAUAGACGUUACACUCGAUCCAGAUCCCAUUCUCACUCUCAUAGGAGACGAUCUCGAAGUAGGUCCUAUACACCAGAAUACCGGCGUCGCAGGAGCCGAAGUCAUUCUCCAAUGUCUAACCGGAGAAGACAUACAGGCAGCAGGGCAAAUCCAGAUCCCAACACGUGUCUAGGAGUGUUUGGCCUCAGUUUGUACACAACAGAGAGAGAUCUUCGCGAAGUAUUUUCUCGAUAUGGACCGUUGAGUGGUGUCAAUGUGGUUUAUGACCAGCGAACUGGACGAUCACGAGGAUUUGCUUUUGUUUAUUUCGAGAGAAUAGAUGACUCAAAGGAGGCUAUGGAAAGGGCAAAUGGAAUGGAGCUGGAUGGUAGAAGAAUUCGUGUAGAUUAUUCUAUCACCAAGAGAGCGCACACACCUACACCAGGCAUAUACAUGGGCAGACCAACUCAAGUUUUCACAUUUUUCUGUAGCAGUGGUGGUGGAGGUGGUGGUGGUGGAGGUGGAGGUGGAGGAGGUGGCAGACGUCGAGAUUCUUACUAUGAUAGAGGAUAUGAUCGUGGGUACGACAGAUACGAAGACUAUGAUUACCGGUACAGAAGAAGAUCGCCUUCUCCUUACUAUAGUCGAUACAGAUCACGAUCAAGAUCUCGUUCCUACAGCCCAAGACGCUAUUGAUAAACAGAGUGGUUGCAGUUGAGGACAUCUUUUUCUUUCUUUUUUUUCCCUUUCUCUUUUUUUGUUUAAUUCUGGAUUUCCCCAAGCUUCUAAUCCUUCCUACUCCUUAAAAAGAACCCUUACAAACAUCUUUGGUUUAUUUAGCAUCUACACUUUGUCGAUUGUAUUGCUGUUUUCACCCCUUUUAUUAUAUUCUUAAAGAUGUAAUUGUCAUUUUGAGUAGUUAAGCAUCUUGAGUAAAAAAGGAACCCCCAGUGUUAUGCUUUUGUAAAUGUUUUUUUGUUUGUUUGUUGCUUUUACAGAAAAUUAACUCCUGCCUAAUCGAAUGAGGAAAGAAAUGAUCUUUUUAAAGCUUCUUUUGUGUUAGAUAUUGUAUUAGACAUGGUAUUAGAGAGCUGCAUUUACUACAAACUCCUUUUUUAACUUUCUUUUGGGAAAGUUAGUAACAUAAAGUAGUUCGGUCAUGUCAGGUUUGUCUGGGGUGGCAUGGAGCAAUCAAAUAAUUGAGUGUAGAAAGUUUGAAGCUAUAGAAGGAAACACUUGGUCAUUUCUUUUGAAGAACGGAAUUUUUGAGCCCUAAAAAAUAUGUCGUUUUUUUAGAGAUGAAAAGCUUGUGGACUCCUACAAAACAUGUUGUAUUUAAAAUACAUUUGUUAAAACUUAAAAACGUAAAGUUUGAUUUUUGUGUUGGAAUUUUUGAAGUUUAAUCAGUGAAGGACAACCCUUAUUAUUUAUUAUUUAGAGCAGUUGUAUGCUUUGCUGUUAGAAAUUUUGGUAUUGGGGAAAUGGUUUAAGUAGGCUAUUGUAUAGAGUCCUUAGAAAUAGUGAGGCGAAGGGUAGUCUCCUUUCAAAUAAAAGUUAAUUUCUUUGAAAAUGGGACUGUCUCUUUAUUGUGGUACAAUGGGAAAAUAUAACUGGAUUAAUUUGGA